CUCUGGGCCGGCUCCGCCGCGGCUCGGUGGUGGGUUUCCCCUCACGCGGAAGAGCGGCCCUGAGGCGGCGGCGGCGGGAGCAGGUGGCGUGGCCCUGCCUCCGUGCUGCACAUCUGGUUGUCUGCUCUCUGGUCAUGUGAAUAACGUCCGUCUACUCUUCGUGUGAAAUUAGUGCGACUCUGCCAUUUCUCACAAGCCAGGGGAAAGAUGACCAGCAUCCUGCCUUCAGUAGGGGAUGGAUAUUGCUAUUACAUCCUGACAGAUGACUGUACCUAUGGCAGCAAGUACUUUCAAGCUGGGAACAUGUGCUACUGCAGUGAGAGAAGUUACCUGCGCAACUUCUCCGAUGACAGGCCCCCUGCUUGUUUCCUCAAAGUUGUCAUGUUGGAUGACAGCUCCACCGUCACAAUAAACGUAGAAAUCCUUGAACCUGUGCGUGAGGAGACAGCCGUCUUCCUCCUGGCCAUCAGCAGCCACAACGAACGUUUGAACUACUUCCUGGAGAGGCUGAGCCUUGAAGCUGCUCUGAAGGCUACGCUUGGCCAAAAAGUGAUGGUGGAGGUUGACCGGCAACAAUUCCCUGGUGUCAUCCGCUACAUUGGGAGCAUUCACAAAAAUACUUCGUCUGUGCUUUCUCCGUUCUUCUUUGGGGUGGAGUUACAGGGUGAAGGUGAAAGCAGAGGGCGCAGUGAUGGAUCUUACCAUGGCACUGAGUAUUUCAAGUGUAAGCGGAACUGUGGGGUCUUCCUGCCAUUUAACAGAGUCCAGUUUACUCCUGUGCCUGACAACGACUAUGCGAAACAGAAGCCAAAGCCAGAUGCGGAGGAGGUGGUUCCUGUGAAAGUGGGAGAUGCAGUUAGUUUCUACGUGGAUGAGGCCCUCACAAAGGGAAUAGCAAUGGCGGUUUACAGGGAGGGAAGCCAGUGGUUCGUUAAAGUUUGUCCGGAAGAAGAAGGAACAACUGACAUUUUCAGAGAAAUCCCUAUGGACUCUGUUGUGAAGGAAAGCUUGCUCUCUCAAAGUUUAUUUUUACCAUAUGAGCCUAACAUGGGCUUGGGACACCCAAAACAGAUGAAACAAGAGAUAAGCGAGAGCGAUGAGGAUUGUGAAAGUGGGAAUUCAUCCCUGGAGGUGAACUCCAUGGUCCAGAUCACCUUGGACAAGGGAAAUCGGGUUUCAGGAAUCAUCCGCUGGUUGGGGUACCUACCCCAAAUUAAGCACAAAAUGGCAGGAGUUGAACUGGAUGAAGACAAGGGGGUCACAGCUGGUGAAUGGCUGGGCAAAUAUUAUUUCCACUGUGCUCCAAAGCGUGGCCUCUUUGUGAAGCUGCAGUCGUGCCAGCCGGAUGUUCGCUUUCAGUGUUCGCACAACAGUGACCUGAAUCUUAUGGAUUAUAGAGGGCAGGAAGUUCUUCCACAGGUUCUGGUCAAUUUUCCUCCCCUCAGGAACGAGGUGGCAGUGCGUGUCCUGUGUGGACGGAUGAAGGGGAUUCAAGGCCACUGUAAUUCCUGCUAUAUGGAUGCAGCUCUCUUCAGCCUCUUCUCCUGUACGUCCGUGCUGGACUCCAUGCUCUUCAAGCCCUUCCCCCUGUGCGACAGGAAUGUCCAAAACAUUCUGCGGGAUGAAAUUGUUAAUCCCCUCCGGAAGACUGGUUUCGUCAUGGCCAGAAGUGUGAUGCACCUUAGGGAGCAGCUAACUGAGAAGGGCCAGUGUUCGAGCUUUACCACCGCUGAGAAAGAUCCUGAAGAGUUCCUCAAUCUGAUAAUGCAUCAGAUCCUGGGAAUAGAGCCACUCUUGAAACUGCAGUCCGGAGGCCAGGAGGAGCAGGACUGUUACUGUUACCAGAUAUUUAUGGACAAACAGGAGGAUCUGGUGGUUCCUGAUGUGCAGCAAUUAGUAGAACACUCCUUCCUGUCCUCCGAUCUGAAGCUAGUGGAGAUCCCAUCUUGCUUCAUUAUCCAAAUGCCACGUUUUGGGAAGGAAUAUAAAAUGUUCAGCAAAAUCAUUCCUUCCUUAGAGCUGGAUAUAACCGAUCUGCUGCUUGACAGAGAAGGUGCAUUGCAGGUGAGACCUAGAGAGGACGCGUCCCGUGCCCCUGUUGCCUCUGCAGGUCCCAGGGAGUGCUGCGUGUGUGGCGAUGUCGCCACCCUGGAGUGUUCCGAGUGUUUCAAAGACAAGAUAUUCGCAGCUACGGGCCUGAAGCAGUUCUGCAGCUCCUGCUCCAGACAGGUUCACUCCCAUUACCGGCGCAAAGCGCACAAGCCAACCAGGUUGCACGUCCCUGAAGAGUUUCACAGCAGGAGCCCCCGGGGCAGCCAGCAGGUUCCCCGCGAGAAGAUGGAGCUCUUUGCAGUACUCUGUAUUGAGACCAGCCAUUACGUCUCCUUUGUGAAAUACGGCCCCGAGAACGAACACUGGAUGUUCUUUGACAGCAUGGCUGACAGGCACGGAGAUGAAAAUGGCUUCAACAUUCCCAUGGUAACGCUGUGCCCUGAAGUUGCCAAAUACCUGGACUUACCACUGGCUGCGCUGGCCCUGGAGCAACCCCGGGACAUGGAUGGAGUGGCCAAACGCCUGUUCUGCGACGCCUACAUGUAUAUGUACCAGAGCAAGAAGAUGGAGCUUUACAAGUGAUGUUGCCUUGGGCUGGUGCUGCCGUGCAGAGCAGCGAGAUUUCAGAAACGUGAGCGUGGAUCAAACCUGCAGCUGUUAAUCGGUGAAAGCAGCCAGAGUGCGGGUACACAGACCUCGUGCUUCUGCCUCUUCUCGCCUCUUCCAGCACCUGGCAUCAAGCUAUCUCCACGAGCCUGUCAGGGUUUGUAAAUCCUGCACCUGGCCUUACCGAGUGAUAGCUGGUACUUCUGCAGAUCUGAACUACUUAAACACAUUCACCUUUCCCACCUUCCUUAACCCACCCUCCUCCUUCCCCAGGUACUCUGCAGCUCUGGCCUCAGGGUCCUCCCACAACUUCCUUUUCUCCCCCACCAACUCUUCCCUCUGAAGGGCAGGACCAGCAGCUCUAAUCAAAACAUGAGCAGUUAUCCUCAGAUCUGCAGAGCACAAGAAAACUGGUCUCACCCUGAGUAAACACUUCCUUACAUGGACUUGCUAAGUGGGAAAACCAGGUGUGAGCUACACCAAUUGUGUUAAAAGGAUUAUGUUGCCUCAGGAAGAUGAUUUUCCUUGAGGUCUGGGAUUUCACCUCCCGCUCCCCACAAAGUGGGGACCUUUCUUCAACUGUCAUGGUCUCUGAGUUGUCAUCGAUCCCCUUAUCCAGCAGUAAUAUCAUCUCUGGCACUUUUAUCCGUCAUCUCUUAUUUUCAAGCACAAGAUUAAUUGGAUGCUUUGAGCUGGAAAUAUGCUUUAAAAAUACAUAUUUUUGUAAGAACGGAAUUGGAAAAUAGAUGAGGCAGAGGAACA
This is a messenger RNA of Rhea pennata, 3420 nucleotides long. Its product is annotated as ubiquitin carboxyl-terminal hydrolase CYLD-like. Gene Ontology annotation, biological process: protein K63-linked deubiquitination. Gene Ontology annotation, cellular component: cytosol. Lineage: Eukaryota; Metazoa; Chordata; Aves; Rheiformes; Rheidae. Gene Ontology annotation, molecular function: K63-linked deubiquitinase activity; cysteine-type deubiquitinase activity. The transcript has 16 exons. The record is from RefSeq and is a predicted model, not a curated record. The coding region runs from base 208 to 2634 and encodes 808 amino acids.